Balaenoptera ricei (Rice's whale) is the source of this 794-nucleotide messenger RNA. RefSeq names its product transmembrane emp24 domain-containing protein 9-like. Gene Ontology annotation, cellular component: COPII-coated ER to Golgi transport vesicle; endoplasmic reticulum; Golgi apparatus. The record is from RefSeq and is a predicted model, not a curated record. NCBI's taxonomy places the organism in Eukaryota, Metazoa, Chordata, Mammalia, Artiodactyla, Balaenopteridae. Gene Ontology annotation, biological process: intracellular protein transport; Golgi organization; COPI coating of Golgi vesicle. The transcript is spliced from 4 exons. The coding region runs from base 184 to 693 and encodes 169 amino acids.
ACUGGUGUUGAUUAUCAGUUUUUUACAGAUCAUGAAACCAACGCAGUUUGACUCGCGAAGCGAAUUAUGAUCAGGGACAGGAUUCGAACCUAGGAACCUUGACUUCCCUCGGCAUAGCAUCUGCCACUCGGUUUGCUUCUGUUUUUAAAAAUAGAAUUUUGAAAAAAAUGGCACAAACAAUCCAUGAAUUUAUCUUCGAAAAUGUUUCAAAUAGUGAAGAAGAAGAAAAAACAAGAAACAGCAGCGGGAGCAGCCGCAGCCGCCGCCACGAAUCUACUGGCCCGUCAGUACGGCCCUCGGGGCAGCUUUACCUUCACCUCCCAGUCUCCUGGAGAGCACCAGAUCUGCCUUCACCUCGAGUCCAUCCGGUUCGCCCUCUUCUAUGACGGCAAGCUGGCCAUUCACUUGGACAUGCAGUUGGGUGAACACACCAAUGAUUAUACGGAACUUGCAGCCAAUGACAAGCUGACCCUGCUGCAUCUGCGCAUACAGCAGCUGGUGGAGCAAGUGGAGAAGAUCCAGAAGGAGCAGGAGUACCAGAGGUGGCGAGAAGAGCGCUUCCGGCAGACCAGCGAGAGCACCAACCAGCGGGUGCUGUGGUGGUUCAUUCUGCAGACCUUCAUCCUUGUGGCCACUGGCAUCUGGCAGAUGCAGCACCUCAAGAGCUUCUUUAAAGCCAAGAAGUUGGUGUAGAUGAGCCCCAGAGACCAGAGGCUUAGCCCCCACUCAUUCCCCUUCUGCUGAAUAAUGGGAAGUGGCCUGACCUGGUCUGUCUCCUGGCUUCUCCCACCCCU